AUGUCAACUGUCUGGUCUUAUUAUGGUCUAAGUGAUGGUAAAAUAGUAGAUAUGGGGUAUGGAUAUGAUAUGGAUAAUGAGGAAUCUAGUUAUAUGGGACCUGAAAGGCCUGAUUCUACAAGAGCAAAGAAAUUUUCAAAACUUGAUGGCCAACAACCAGAUCAUCAAUUAAAUUUUUUAAUCUAUUGUUUUGCAUAA
Molecule: messenger RNA, 198 nt
Organism: Entrophospora candida
Lineage: Eukaryota; Fungi; Glomeromycota; Glomeromycetes; Entrophosporales; Entrophosporaceae
Source: the annotation of a GenBank genome assembly